This is a messenger RNA of Ornithodoros turicata, 859 nucleotides long. RefSeq lists its product as uncharacterized. Bases 80 to 643 code for a protein of 187 amino acids. The transcript is spliced from 6 exons. The record is from RefSeq and is a predicted model, not a curated record. NCBI's taxonomy places the organism in Eukaryota, Metazoa, Arthropoda, Arachnida, Ixodida, Argasidae.
ACGACUAGGCUUUUCUUACUUGUGAACUGAGAAGUCUGAGCAGGGUCUGCGUCCGCACGUUUGUUGUGCAGAAAGCAUUAUGACCCACUUGGCGAGCUUCCUCACUGUCUGCCUCUCUGCCAGCGUUGCCUUCUCCCAGAAUUGUCCCAAAAGCGUACCUUCAUGGGACGCCCUAGCUGCACUCAACCAAGUCAUACCCUACAUGAGGUACGUCUCUCAGCAUGCCCCAAAGGACAAGGAGAAGUGUCUGUUCUUCGACGUUCCUUUUUCGUACCCCCACUCGAAAACGAAACUGAGGAGUAACACCUAUGGCGCAUACAAUGAAGCCUUCAAAAAACAAGAAAAACGACGAAUGUACGCUCUUGUCGAGAAAAACAUGGUCAAGGUACUGAGCGGCGUAUUCAAGGGGGCUUGGAACCUCCUCCAUGCGGAUCCAGACACUUGCAUCGUCACCCAUCACGACACAAGAGGACUUGAAAUAUGGGUUCGUCAGGAUCGUCCAAAACCGUACGAGUUCAACGCCUGUUGCAUGAUCAGGUUCUUGGAAGAAGUCGAAUCAGAGGCGCCUGAGUACGACAUGGCCCAUUCUCCGACUUACCAGGCGCCGUAUGAGGAUCAGAAGUGCCGCACUCUCAAGGGCUGAUCUGGCAAGAAAUAAAAAGCAAACAGUCCAGAGAACACAUGGACUGUGUGCGUUUUUCUUCAGUGGCAGUUGCACAUUGGCAACCCGUUCGUCUCUUUCAGUCAAUUCUCUUUGCUGUUCGUUUCCCGUUUAUUCGUGAAGAAGCAACGUGCUCAAUUUCUUAUCCUUCAUGUACCAAUGGGAGUGCAUUUUAAUAAAGAUAUGUGUGCAAAGGUA